Messenger RNA from Necator americanus (New World hookworm), 1032 nucleotides. RefSeq lists its product as uncharacterized. Lineage: Eukaryota; Metazoa; Nematoda; Chromadorea; Rhabditida; Ancylostomatidae. The transcript has 6 exons. The record is from RefSeq and is a predicted model, not a curated record. Bases 1 to 1032 code for a protein of 343 amino acids.
AUGAUCGUCGAGGAAGCCACCAUUCCCACACCACCUCAGCUCCUUUAUCCAUCUCUACAAGGUCUCCCUAUUGUCACCAUAGCCCAGAGCUACCGAAGAAUCCACGAAGCCACUACCAGACUAGCAAAACUCACGUCAGACAUCGCGGAUAAACCAGAGACAUGGCAAUCCAUUACGCAGAUUAUCGACGCGAUGGAGCAAAUAACCACGGCGCAUGCCAACGUCCAUGCUCACCGCUACGUCAUCGACCAGAACAUCACCACAGCCAUCAACACCACUCCAGAUAGAAUUGCAUCCUUCGUAGACCAUCUCCACCAAUUCUACAUAUCUCUUUCACGAAUAGAACAUCUUUUUCAGGCAGCCACUGCAGCAUGCGUAGAAGCAUGUACCAUCUUACACCAUCUUUUCACCCGCCUGCGUCGUAAUCGUGCCUCCUCUUCUCGUAGCUCCGCCCACCGCACCGACCACUUCAAGCACAAGCGUAUCCACAGCAUCCGCUCCGACUACCACUCACUCCACCUUAACCACUUCAAGGAAAUCACCAUCUUCAUCCACGAUAGACACCAUCCAUAUUUCAUCCACGUCAUCAGGUGCGACAACUGCUGCGCCUGGAGGAUCGAAUCCGGAGUGUUUGACCGACAGCAGGAAAUGAAUUCUCUACUAAUCGUUCUUGCACUCGUCCCAGCCAUUUCAGCUCAACUCUUCGCAAUUGCGAAUCCUGGCCAAACUUCGAGAAGCACGGUUGGAUGCCCCGGAUAUCUACGAUUCGCAGGACGAGCUGCUAUUGGCUCCGCAGCAUGUGGAGGUGCUGCAUGUUGUCCGUGUCCUGGAACUGGUUUACCACUCAUUGGAGCCGCCGCACCCACGUUUAUUCUGAACGCUUGCGUUCCUGCCUGCUGUCCUACUGGUAUCGUUGGUCCAACUACUGGCACGGUUGGUACAGGAGCUAUACCUGGAAUUGGUAGUGUGGUUGUACCAAGCGGUGCUGGAGUUGUUCCAACAAUUGGCACUGGUAUUUUGGGCAAGAAAUGA